Lutra lutra (Eurasian river otter) is the source of this 2871-nucleotide messenger RNA. RefSeq lists its product as uncharacterized. Lineage: Eukaryota; Metazoa; Chordata; Mammalia; Carnivora; Mustelidae. The record is from RefSeq and is a predicted model, not a curated record. Gene Ontology annotation, molecular function: DNA binding; protein heterodimerization activity; structural constituent of chromatin. The coding region runs from base 629 to 1285 and encodes 218 amino acids. The transcript has a single exon. Gene Ontology annotation, biological process: nucleosome assembly. Gene Ontology annotation, cellular component: nucleosome.
UUAUAUUUAUCUAGGAAAAAAAAAAAAAAAGACCACUACUGAGAUACACUGAAAGACCUAGUAUGAUGGAGAGAGUCAGUAUUUUUCAGGUUAGGAGGGCACAAUAUUCUAAAGCUAAUAAAUUUACCAUAAUAAAUGUACAGCCAAAUACUAAGAUAUUUUUCAAUGUUUCAAAUAAUUAUAAUACUUCAGCAGUACACACAGACUGAUCAACAGAACAGUGAGAAUUCAAGAAAUAAUUAUAAGUGAACUUUUCCAUAUAUAAACAAUUAAUUUCCUCAAACCCGUUGAGAAAAUAUAUGUUAUACUGAUUAGCCAGCCUGUUAACUUUUUAAAAAUUAAUGCUCUAUACAAGAAACCAAGUCUGGAUUAUUAUAGUUUAAAAUUUUUUCUUAAAUGGUUCUACUCAUUAUGAGUAAAAUAUAAUAACUGUUGUUGAAAAUGAAAAUUGGUAGCCCUUUGGCAGUGGAAGAGAAUUUAACCAUAUCCCUGGAAGAUCUUUAAAUUCUCUAUUCUAUUAGCACAUCGUGUUCCACUUCUAGGAAGUUAGUGUUUGGAACAUAUCCCCCCCCCCCCCCCCGCCCCCGCCAUAACAAGGAGAAAAACCUUUACAAAAUGGUAUAAGCUAAUGCAAAUACUGUUAGUAAAAGAAAAUGCAUGCAUAUAUGUGCAGAUAAAAACAGCAUAUUUUAUUCUCUCUUUUUCAAACGUAUCCUCUACAGUGUUAAAGUUGUGUUGUUUCACGAGGAUGGGACAAGAGAGAAGAAGAAACAAAGAGCCUUUGGUCUUGAGGCUACACUCGGUGAACAAAAGCGAGCACCCUGGCAGCAGGCUGUUCCUUUCCAGAUCCCCUCCUCCAACCGAGAGGGACUUCCCGCCACAGUCUUCCGGUUUUCACUCCGGUCCGCCGAGGUUACCGAUAAAAAGGAGCUGCGCGGCCUGGAAGCAGUUUUGUGCUUUCACGCUUGCCGAGAUGUCUGGUCGCGGCAAGGGCGGGAAGGGCCUGGGCAAGGGGGGCGCCAAGCGCCACCGCAAGGUGCUGCGCGACAACAUCCAGGGCAUCACCAAGCCCGCCAUUCGGCGGCUGGCCCGGCGCGGCGGCGUCAAGCGCAUCUCCGGCCUCAUCUACGAGGAGACCCGCGGGGUGCUCAAGGUGUUCCUGGAGAACGUGAUCCGCGACGCCGUCACCUAUACGGAGCACGCCAAGCGCAAGACGGUCACGGCCAUGGACGUGGUCUACGCGCUCAAGCGCCAGGGUCGCACCCUCUACGGCUUCGGGGGCUAAAGACCAAAGUAAGCUUGGAUUCUUGUUGCUCACCAAAAAGGCCCUUUUUAGGGCCCCCAAGUUUUCCCUGGAAGAGCUUUAGUGCUUGUCUACAAACGGGUCACUUCGUAGGGCCUCUGUGUAAGCUUUUAAUGCCGCUUUGGGUAGUUCUUAAUACCAGCAAAAUGACCAGAGGCCCAGGUACUCUGACUUUGGUGGCCUGAAUUCCUGCUGGCCAGCCUUUUUUCGCUACGCCAUAGGAAUCGCAGGGAAUCUGGUAAGAUUCUGGAUCAUUAGUCUAAUCCAAAGUCUCAAAACUGUGGAGAUUUAGAUCUAAAGGGCCGCACCCAACGCUAAUUUUCUAUUCUUUUGAAUUUAGACCUUAAUGUCAGGGUGAAGGGUAUAAGCAAAGGAAUAAGAUCCACACAGCAGACACCUUAAGAAAUGUGGUGUUUGGUUAAGCGGAGCUGCAGGGAGCUCUAGCAAGGGUCUUGAAAAUGUAUUGCUUCUCUACACUGUAGGACCUAGGUAAAACAUUUUAAAGUAGGCAUCUCUAUGCUGGAGAUUUUUAAGUUGCUGUAUUUCCCAUUACAAAUCACACUGCUAUGGGCGUUGUACACAGCUGUACCUUUCUCUGAGUGCAGAUUUAGGAGGGGCGUUGCUUUAAGGGGGUCUGCAUUUUGAACAUGAAAUGAGCAACUUGUGUUCCGGGGUUAUUUUUGUUUUAUACCCCCAUACUCCACAAGUACUGAGUUCCUGUUACUCCCCAUCUUCAACAUUUCACUAGUGCAGACUAAUUUUCUGCCAGUCCACAUUUGCUAAACUAAAUCUCAUGUAUUUAAGUUGCGUUUCUUUGAUUAUAAUGAAGUUGUUUAGUUUCUUACAAGCUUUUUGGCUAUUUUGGAGACAUGUUUAAUAAUGUUGGGUUUAUAGUUUCAGUAGUUUUUGCAAAUGAUGCCUGUUCAUAUAGGGGUUAUUUCCAUCUCCCUUAAUUUGCCAAAGAACUGCAGGCAUAAGUAGACCAAAAAAUUGAGGCUGCUUAUCUCAUUUGGGUUAGAGUAAGGCUUUUCUGAAAUUACUGAUAACAGACUGGUCUUCCUAUUUUCUUAACAAGCAAUGAUUGAUUAACCAAAAGCCUAAAAUUUGCAAGGCACUGUAACAGACAAAGGUAGAGUGAAAGAGAAGAAACCAUGCCUAUAAGUUAAUUCAAGUUUGUGCUAAAUGCUUUCCAUGGAUUCUUAUAUAAUAAUCUGAGAUAGAUUUUAUUUUAAAUUGGCAAAAUAUAUGUGCUGACAGCCAAGUCAACCAAGUCACAAAUGUUAUAUUCUAUAACCCAAACCUGUAAUAUUUUUAACCACUCUCUGGGUAGCUAGAGAAGCCAUCACAGAGAGUGGGUUGCAGUCCUGGUCCUUUCUAUGGUGCAGAACUGAGGAGAGCUUCCAGACAGGUACAAGAUGUGCCUCUAUCCCAAUCUGAUCCAAUUAUUCCAAUCUUUUCUACAGUAGGUCUGAUUGGGACUGAGAAAGUCACUUAUUCUCUCACUCUGUUCACACAGAUUUCAUACUGGCUCUGGAGAGCACAGAAUUUAGCAGCUGAAAUCACAAAGU